Molecule: messenger RNA, 2973 nt
Organism: Vigna unguiculata (cowpea)
Lineage: Eukaryota; Viridiplantae; Streptophyta; Magnoliopsida; Fabales; Fabaceae
Product: putative cyclic nucleotide-gated ion channel 20, chloroplastic
Biological process (GO): monoatomic ion transport; transmembrane transport
Cellular component (GO): membrane
Molecular function (GO): monoatomic ion channel activity
Source: RefSeq, a predicted model, not a curated record
UCCAAGGACUAAUAAACAAAUCUGAAAUAAAAUCAAAGAAAGCCAUCCCUCUCACAAAUGACUGUCCAAUUUCAUUUCCAACUCUAACUUCAACUUUCAAUUCUUCAUCACACACUGCUCACUUCACAUCAAACUCACAUUUUCAGUCUUACACCUCUCAGUUUGGUGUUUACCUCUGUUCAUUUCUCGUUUUAUCCUUAAACUGAUUUCACCCUUUUGUGAGAAUCUCCUCUCCGGUGCCCCCCAUGAUGAAGAGGCUCUCAAAAGUUAAAUCUUUCUCUUAAUUGGAUGCAAAAAAGCUGGUGGGUGUUUUGGGUUUUGACUCUUCACCGGGAAAUUCGCUCCUCACCAGAACUAUCAAAACAUGGCUAAUUUUGAGAAUGACAAGCGCCCAAUGCUGUCAGAUACAGAUGCACAAUCAUACGAUGAACCCUUGGAUUCUAAAUUCCGAAGGAUGGUAUCCAGGACUCAAAGCGCUUCAAUUUCUAUUCCUAUGAGCUCCUUCGAGUCAUAUGAGAAAGAAACUAGCCUUGUGGGACAUACUGGUCCACUUCAGAGCAAGAGAAAAACACCCUUUAUGCAUAUGAGUGGUCCAUUAUAUGCUACCACUGGAACUGGAAAUCUUUUGCAGAAGCAUGUUGUAUCGGGAAACAAAGCAGAUGACAGAAAGACAGAUAAUUUUGCUACUCUCCAUGGCUCAAGUUCAAAUUACCAAAAUGGUGACUACGAUAGAAAAAAUGAACACUUACUAAGGUCUGGGCAACUGGGAAUGUGCAAUGAUCCUUAUUGUACUACUUGCCCUACUUACUUCAAUGCUUCGCAGCAAAGAAAUCCAAAAUCUUCUGCUAGAUGGGAUCCAAAGUUCCAUAAUGCUCUUUAUGGGGAUGCCAAGAGUUUUGUGAGGAAACUUCUUUCUUUCUUUUCUUCUUAUGUUCCUGGAGUUAUGAACCCUCAUGCUAAAAUUGUACAAAAGUGGAACAAAUUUUUGGCCAUUUUUUGCUUAAUUGGUAUUUUUGUGGACCCAUUGUUUUUCUUUUUACUAUAUGUGGAGAAGGUACGCUUAUUUUCUACCAUUAACUACAAAGUAGCAAGUUCUAGAUGUCACUCUUUCUAUUUACAAAUUUACUCUUCAUUUUUCCUGUUCUUUAUGCAGGAUAAUAAAUGCAUUGUUAUCAACUGGCCAUUGGCAACAGCACUUGCUUUAUUUAGAUGCGUGAAUGAUUUUGUUUAUUUCCUUAACAUUCUUCUCCAGUUUAGGUUAGCUUAUGUUUCUCGUGAGUCGAGGGUGGUUGGUGCUGGAGAUUUAGUUGACCAUCCAAAGAAAAUUGCUCUUCAUUACCUAAAGGGUUAUUUCCUCAUUGACUUAUUUGUUGUAUUUCCUCUUCCUCAGAUAAUGUUAUUAUUCGUCCUACCAAAUUCUUUGGGGGGAGCAAAUUAUGCCAAGAAUCUUCUGCGUGCAGCGAUAUUAGUGCAAUAUUUUCCCAAGUUAUUCAGGUUUCUGCCACUCCUGAUCGGCCAAUCUCCAACAGGAUUCAUUUUUGAGUCAGCCUGGGCAAAUUUUAUUAUCAAUCUUCUCAUUUUUAUGCUUGCCAGUCAUGUUGUUGGCUCUUGCUGGUACCUCUUCGGUCUUCAGAGGGUUAAUCAGUGUUUGCGGAAUGCCUGCCAUAGUUCUAAUAUACCUGGAUGCAUGAAGUUCAUUGAUUGUGGACGUGGCCAUACUGACUUCACAUCAGAUCUGUGGAUCAACAAUACUGAUGCUGGUGCUUGUAUGGAUUCCUCUGGUUUCACUUAUGGGAUUUAUCAGAAUGCUGUACCACUUACUAUAGAAACUAGUGUAGUCAACAAAUACGUGUAUUCUCUUUUUUGGGGAUUCCAGCAAAUCAGUACUCUGGCUGGUAAUCUAAAUCCUAGCUAUUUUGUAUGGGAAGUCCUUUUUACUAUGGCCAUCAUAGGAUCGGGACUCUUACUCUUUGCAAUUCUCAUUGGUAACAUACAGAACUUUCUACAGGCUCUUGGACGGAGGAAACUGGAAAUGCAACUUAGAGGCCGUGAUGUUGAGCAAUGGAUGAGCCAUCGGCGGUUACCUGAAGAUCUGAGAAGGAGAGUAAGACAGGCUGAACGGUACAGUUGGGCUGCAACAAGGGGGGUGAAUGAAGAAAUGCUUAUGGAGAAUUUACCAGAAGAUCUGCAGAGAGACAUAAGACGCCAUCUCUUCAAAUUUGUUAAGAAAAUUCGGCUUUUUGCUCUGAUGGAUGAGCCUAUAUUAGAUGCCAUUUGUGAGAGACUAAGACAAAAGACACACAUCAAAGGAAGUAAAAUUCUAAGUCAUGGUGGUCUGGUAGAAAAGAUGGUAUUCGUGGUGCGUGGUAAAUUGGAGAGCAUUGGAGAAGAUGGAACAAGAAUUCCUCUAUCUGAAGGUGAUGCUUGUGGUGAGGAACUUCUGACAUGGUAUCUUGAACAUUCUUCAGUCAGCACAGAUGGUAGAAAAGUAAGGCUUCCAGGACAGAGAUUGGUCAGCAACAGGACAGUAAGGUGCUUAACAAAUGUGGAGUCAUUUUCACUCUCUGCUUCAGACCUUGAAGAAGUCACAAUCCUUUUCACAAGAUUCUUGCGGAGUCCAUGCGUCCAAGGAGCCCUAAGGUAUGAGUCACCUUAUUGGAGAUCCCUUGCUGCAACCCGCAUUCAAGUUGCAUGGAGAUACAGGAAGAAACGUCUAAGUCGUGUUAAUUCCUCCCCAGCAGAUUGAACAUUGAGGUUUUGGGUCCACUUUUAUGUUUCAUUUCAUAGAGUUUUUAUGAUCUUCAACCCAAUAUAGUAGUUUCACUAGGCUGUUACCUCAUACAGGGGCCUCAUUUUUCAUUAAAGCAACGAAAGUGUAAAUUAAUUUCACCUCCAAGUUUAUUGUGUAUACACUCAAUACAUUGUAUUUUGAAAAAGAGAAAUGUGUUGUUAAUCACAAAUAGAUAUAGCACA